AUGGUUGACAAUGUUAAAGUAACAGAAUUUGUUAAACGACCUGGCUUAGGUCGUAUUGGUCGAUCUAUAAGUAUUAGAGAAAACUUUUUCGAAAUAACCUCUCUAAUCGACUCGAAUAUCCACCACUAUUACAUUAUAAUUAACCUGCAAGUUCCUCCGGAGAGUUUUUUCCAGUUUAUGGUCCUACAUGGUGAUGUAAAACCUGUUUUCGAUGGUCGACAGAAUAUUUUUGACGCUAGACAAUUACCUUUUGGUGAUACGGCCACUUACAAUAUAUGUCUUUCGGAAGAUGCCGGUUUUUCAUCUCCUCUGCGACCUCUGCGCCUUUUUAAAGUUAUAAUUAGGAAGGUCGCUCAGUUGGUAGAUCAUUUUUAUACGAACCAAAUCUCACAAGCUUGUUUUGGUGGUUUAGAAGUUUGGCAAGGAUUUCGUCAAUCCAUAAGGCCUACACCUGGAAGAAUGAUGAUAAAUGUUGAUGUAAGCGCUACUGCUUUUUAUGAAAGUAGUGAUUUAGUACAUAUGGUUGCAAAGAUACUCGAACGUAAUAUUGAUGAUCUAAAAGGAGGAAUUCAUAAUAGAGAUCGGUUAAAACUUAAAAAAGCUUUAAAGUAUUUAAAGAUACGUGUUACUCAUCGUGAUAAUGGUAUCAGAUACUCGUAUAAGAUUCUUAAAUUAACUAAUACCUCAACAUCAAAUACUCAACUUAAUUUUGGGGACGAACGGAUUGAUAUUGUUUCAUACUUUCAAAAUACUUAUAACAAACCUCUACAAUUUCCAUCCCUGCCUUACAUGGAACAACAUUUUAUUCGUAAAUUGAACGAAAGGCAGACAGUAGAUAUGACGAAGUUUUCUUGUCAACCACCCCAUAUCUGUGCAGACAAAAUUAAACAAGGUUUAGAUAUUCUUGAUUAUCGACAAAAUGAGUAUAUGAAGCAAUUUGGUCUGGUAGUAUCUGAGGAAAUGACUGUAGUUCCAGCCAGGAUAUUACCUACUCCAAAAAUACGAUUUCACCCUUUUUCUCGUGAUGCUUCAUUUUUUCCAAGGGAUGGGUCAUGGAAUUUACGUGAUGAGAAAGUUGCUACUGAGGUCACACUUGGUUCAUGGUCAUGCGUUAUUUUCGGAAAUUUCGCAAUGCAAGCUGUACAACAUUUAUCAGAGAAUUGGUUAACAUAUAUCUUGAGGAAAGCCUGGGUUAAAUCCACCUCAGUUCAUUUAUGCAUUCUUCCUAAUAUCAGUGUACCGUUGUAUGCUGAAAUUAAACGUGUGGGUAAUACAGUAAUUGGUGUUACUACUCAAUACGUUCAAUUAAACAUAUUUUUCAAGCAAAAAGAUAAUAUUGCGCUAAUUUAUGUCUUAAAAUGA
Funneliformis caledonium is the source of this 1362-nucleotide messenger RNA. Lineage: Eukaryota; Fungi; Glomeromycota; Glomeromycetes; Glomerales; Glomeraceae. The record is from the annotation of a GenBank genome assembly.